AUGGCGAUUUCGGAUAUUGUGAACAUGAACAAUGGCAGCUCUCAUAACAUUAAGAACGAGGAUGAUGACGUUCCUCUUGCGGCACGCAUGAGUUUAAAGCGUUCCUAUUCGUCCAGUGACGAUGACGUUCCGUUGGCCGUAAAAAAAAAAGCGAAGGAGGAAGAAGGUGAAACAGUGUGGAAGUGGUGGGAGGAGAAAAAUAGUGGUGGUAAAUACAAAUGGCGUUUUUUGGAACAUAAUGGCCCAAUGUUUGCCCCUCCGUACGUGCCACUACCUGAGAAUGUUUCUUUCUUCUACGAUGGUCAGCGCAUCAAAUUGUCGGAAGCGGCUGAAGAGGUCGCUGGAUUUUAUGCUAAAAUGUUAGAUCACGACUUUACCAAAAUGGAGGUCUUCAAUAAUAACUUUUUUAAGGAUUGGCAAAGGGUGAUGACUCUUGAGGAAAAACAAGUCAUCAGGAAACUGUCGAAAUGUGAUUUCACUUAUAUGGCGGAAUAUUACAAGAAGAAAGCCGAGGAGAGGAAGAAUAUGCCCAAGGAAGAAAAACAGAAGAUUAAGGAGGAAAAUCAGCGUACAGUGGAGCAGUAUGGAUUUUGUGUACUCGAUGGUCACAAACAGAGAAUCGCUAAUUUCCGUAUUGAACCACCGGGCUUGUUUCGCGGUCGUGGCAAUCACCCGAAAACUGGUAUGCUGAAGAAGCGUAUACUGCCUGAGGACGUUAUCAUUAACUGUUCAAAGGAUGCCAAAGUCCCUUCUCCUCCUCCAGGCCACCGUUGGAAAGAGGUGCGCCAUGAUAACACCGUUACUUGGCUGGCAUGUUGGGUUGAAAAUGUGCAAAAUAACUUCAAAUACGUGAUGCUCAACGCUUCUUCUCGUCUGAAGGGUGAAAAGGACUGGAAAAAGUACGAGGUUGCCAGAAGGCUUCACAGCUGCGUAGACAAAAUUCGUGCAGACUACCGUACAGAUUUUAAGUCCAAAGAAAUGCGUAUUCGUCAACGUGCUGUGGCGCUUUACUUCAUUGACAAGUUGGCCUUGCGUGCUGGCAAUGAAAAAGAUGAAGAUGAGGCAGAUACGGUGGGUUGCUGUUCCUUGCGAUGUGAACACAUUAAACUUCAUGAAGAGUUUGAUGGCAAGCCAUACGUGGUCGAGUUUGACUUCCUCGGCAAGGACUCGAUUCGCUACCAAAAUUCUGUCUCCGUGCCGAAGCGUGUUUUCAAGAAUCUAAAGAUCUUCGUCAAAAACAAGCAAGGCAGCGAUGACCUUUUUGAUCGUCUCAACACAACUACACUAAAUCAGUACCUCCGGGAGUUGAUGGAGGGUCUCACUGCCAAGGUUUUUCGUACUUACAACGCUAGUCGAACUCUUGAGGAGCAGCUCGAACACCUCACCAAUCCGGAUGACAUACCGGCUGAGAAAGUUCUCGCUUACAAUCGUGCCAAUCGAGCUGUCGCCGUUCUUUGCAAUCAUCAGCGUGCUGUGCCUAAGUCUUUCUCCACCUCCAUGGAGAAUUUGCAGAAAAAGAUUGAUGCAAAGAAGGAACAGAUAGCCGAUGUUAUGCGAGAAGCCAGGCAGAUUAAAGCGGACUACACACACUCCAAGACCGCAGCAAAGCGGACUCAGUACGAGAAGUUGAAAAAGCGUCUUGGCACCCUGAAAGAACAAUUGUUGAAACUUCAGGUUCAAGCCACGGACAGGGACGAGAACAAGACCAUUGCCUUGAGUACGAGCAAGCUUAACUACCUGGAUCCUCGGAUCACGGUUGCCUGGUGCAAACGGUACAACAUUCCCAUUGAGAAGGUCUACAAUAGGACGCAACGAGAGAAGUUUAUGUGGGCAAUUCAGAUGGCCACUGAGGAUUACAAGUUUACCGACCUCACCUCCGACAAGGCCACGAAUCAAUUGAAGCAGGAGGAUGAGGAGGAGCCUGAAGACGAGGUGGGGGAUGAAGACGACUUCUGA
Messenger RNA from Echinococcus granulosus, 1956 nucleotides. RefSeq names its product DNA topoisomerase 1. Gene Ontology annotation, cellular component: nucleolus; chromosome. The transcript has 7 exons. Bases 1 to 1956 code for a protein of 651 amino acids. Gene Ontology annotation, molecular function: DNA binding; DNA topoisomerase type I (single strand cut, ATP-independent) activity. Gene Ontology annotation, biological process: DNA topological change; chromosome segregation; DNA replication. The record is from RefSeq and is a predicted model, not a curated record. Lineage: Eukaryota; Metazoa; Platyhelminthes; Cestoda; Cyclophyllidea; Taeniidae.